CCCGCGGUGGCCUCGGGCGGGGAUCGGUGCCCCGGAGCCCGCGCCCCCCGCCCCCAGCCACACGCAAUCCCCGGCGGCGAUGAGACAGAGCGGCGCCUCCCAGGCCCUGCUGAUCAACAUGUACCUGCCAGAUCCCGUCGGAGACGGUCUCUUCAAGGAGGGCAAGAGCCCGGGCUGGGGGCCGCUGAGCCCCGCGGUGCAGAAAGGCAGCGGGCAGAUCCAGCUGUGGCAGUUCCUGCUGGAGCUCCUGGCCGACCGGGCUAACUCAGGCUGCAUCGCCUGGGAGGGGGGCCACGGCGAGUUCAAGCUCACCGACCCCGACGAGGUGGCCCGGCGCUGGGGCGAGCGCAAGAGCAAACCCAACAUGAACUACGACAAGCUGAGCCGCGCGCUGCGCUACUACUACGACAAGAACAUCAUGAGCAAGGUGCACGGCAAGCGCUACGCCUACCGCUUCGACUUCCAGGGCCUGGCACAGGCCUGCCAGCCGACCCCCGGGCACACCCAGGCGGCCCAGGCCGCAGCCGCCGCGGCCGCCCAGGACGGCGCCCUGUACAAGCUGCCCGCCGGCCUGGCCCCGCUGCCCUUCCCCGGCCUCUCCAAACUCAACCUCAUGGCCGCCUCCGCAGGGGUGGCACCCGCUGGUUUCUCCUACUGGCCUGGCCCCGGCCCAGCCGCUACAGCCGCCGCCACUGCGGCGCUCUACCCCGGCCCUGGCCUGCAGCCCCCGCCUGGGCCCUUCUGUGCGGCAGUGGCCGCCGCCUCGCACUUGGGGGGCCAUUACCACUAGCUGGGGCGGCCUGCUG
Erinaceus europaeus (western European hedgehog) is the source of this 806-nucleotide messenger RNA. It is a transcript of the gene FEV, whose product is annotated as FEV transcription factor, ETS family member. The transcript has 3 exons. The record is from RefSeq and is a predicted model, not a curated record. Gene Ontology annotation, cellular component: nucleus. Gene Ontology annotation, molecular function: sequence-specific DNA binding; DNA-binding transcription factor activity, RNA polymerase II-specific. Lineage: Eukaryota; Metazoa; Chordata; Mammalia; Eulipotyphla; Erinaceidae. Gene Ontology annotation, biological process: cell differentiation; regulation of transcription by RNA polymerase II. The coding region runs from base 80 to 790 and encodes 236 amino acids.